Molecule: messenger RNA, 604 nt
Organism: Prunus persica (peach)
Lineage: Eukaryota; Viridiplantae; Streptophyta; Magnoliopsida; Rosales; Rosaceae
Exons: 3
Coding region: 5-466 (153 amino acids)
Source: RefSeq, a predicted model, not a curated record
AAAAAUGGCAAGCCACCAAAAUCAGGAUUUGAGUCACAAGGCAGGCGAGUUGACUGGUCAAGCUCAGGUAAAAAAAGACGAGUUUCUAAACCAGGCAUCAUAUAUGUCUCAAUCUGUUCAGAAUAAGGCAUCAAAUGCAUCUCAGUCUGUCCAGAACAAGGCAUCAAAUGCAUCUCAAUCUACCCAGAACAAGGCAUCAAAUGCAUCUCAGUCUGCCCAGAACAAGGCAUCAGAUGCAUCUCACACUGCCCAAGACAUCAAGGACCAAGCCACCCAUCUCCUUCAACAGACAAGUGAGCAAGUGAAAAACAUGGCUCAAGGAGCAGCUGAAACGGUUAAGAGCACUUUGGGAAUGAACAAUCCAAACGACCCAAACAGUAACCCAAGCAACGCAAACAUGAACCCAAGCAUCAACCCAAUCAACCCAAGCAAGCCAAGCAUUAACCCAAACAACCCAAGGAUUUGAAGUGCUUUCUUCAAUAAUGCUAGCUUUGCCUCACUCGCAUCAAAAGUUUCGAUGAUGUGGUGUCAUGGCAAUUAGCCCUCCGCUGUUGAAAUGGCUAUGUACAUCAUCAGGCACCAUUUAAUCUGUUUGAUCUCUAAC